GAGGGGGACAGAGUGUGUGUGCUGGCAUCACACUCUGGUCGCCACAGCGAUGGCUUCGCCGUGGAAACACUGCAGCAUCCUCCUCCUCUCUCUCCUCCUCCAUCUGCAGUCGUCUACCUGCCUCGACCGGCCGCCCGCUGACAGAGCUGCUGUCGCUCCAAUCCAUGAUGAAGGGGUCACACACAGUGAUGGAGGGAUGUGGAUGGAGGACACAGAGCAAACAAUCAGACAAAUGCUGCAGCCUCCUCCUCAGUCUCCACAGAGGAAGUUACUUCAGGUUCCAGGAGCUGCUCUACCCUUCCCUCCCCUCAAGGUGUUCUCUGAUGGGGAGCCGUGCGUCAUGUUCCAGGCCAGGAGACUGUCUCUGCGCCUCGAGAAGCAGAAGCAGCUGGACCUGACAGAGCGAGCGUUCUCUCCUCAGAAACCUGUGGACACCAGCCAGUCUGUCUGCCGCCAGGACAAGGCAACGUUGCUCAUGAGGUUUGGAGACGUGGAGGAUUUGAGAGGCCUUUCAAUCAGACUGCAGCUGUCCAACACCUUCUACGAGUCGUCCGGUCAGUGGUGGUUCUCCGUGGACAGCGUCUCUCUGCUCUACAACACGUCUGAGGAAGCUGUGUUCAAUGCCAGCGAGGUGUACGCUCCAGCCUCCUCCUCCUACCACUGCCUCCAUGUCAGCAACCUGCAACGCCACAGCGCCCUGCUGCUGCCCAGCACCGACCACGCCCGCCGCUGGACCAUCACCUUCACCGACUUCCAGAUUCAGGCCUUCAACGUCACCUCCGGUAAGUUUUCUCCCGCCAGCGACUGCGCCACUUUCCUGACGCCAGCCAUCCUGAUGGGCCUCGUCACCUCCCUCAUCCUGCUGCUGGUCCUGGCCUACGCCCUGCACAUGGUCAUCCACCUGAAGCACAUCGAGCACGACGACGAGCACAAGGCCGACGUCUACUACCCACAAACCCCUGAGCAGCCUGAACACUGCUAUGUGGAAAACAUGGCAGAGAAAAAUAUUCUGGAGUAAAACCAAGGAGAUAAAUAGAGACUGUUCUCUCUCUCACACACACACACACACACACACACACACACACACACACACACACACACACACACACACACACACACACACACACACACACACACACACACACACACACACACACACACACUGCUGACAUCUGACACCAAACCUCUGGUAUGAUGGAACUUUCUGCUCAGGAUUUGCUUUUUGAAACAUAUAUUUAUAGAGUUUUGUAAUUUGUCUAUCGGUGAAUUGCUGUAUUUGUCUUUAUUAUAAAUUUAUUUUAAAAAUG
Molecule: messenger RNA, 1307 nt
Organism: Hippoglossus stenolepis (Pacific halibut)
Lineage: Eukaryota; Metazoa; Chordata; Actinopteri; Pleuronectiformes; Pleuronectidae
Gene: atp6ap1la
Product: ATPase H+ transporting accessory protein 1 like a
Exons: 8
Coding region: 50-1018 (322 amino acids)
Cellular component (GO): proton-transporting V-type ATPase complex
Source: RefSeq, a predicted model, not a curated record